UAUACACUUUUCCAGGUGGGAAGGUUACUCCCGGUGAUCUUGGUGUGUUUACCCACGGUCCUCUGUCUCCCUGCGAACGUCAAGCAACAACAAGUGACAGCUAAAGACGAACCCCAAGAAGCUCCUCCUCUUCUUCCUCUUGUUCUAGAGGUAGGAGAGGCAGUCGUUCAGGCAGCAGAGAGGAUCGACCAAGAGGAAAGAGGAGGAGGAGAAGAAGAAGAAAAGCAACAAAAGGACCCAAUAACACCCGAAGCUACGAUCGUGGAGCCACAACAAGCGACAGAUGACGACUAUCGUCUCCGAAGGUCUCCGGAUCACUUCUUUUUCCAGAUAAUGGACUUCGACCACGCCUUCAGAUCCUCGGACCAAGAGCGAGACAUCCCGUUCAAAACCAGGAGCCAGUUCACCCCGCCGGAGCCGCGCUCCGCUCAGGAGAGGCGAAAGAAAUACGCCCUGGAGUUGGCCAGCAACAAGAUCGAGACGGGCGCCCACGCCAUCUUCGCCUUGCUAGACGAGCCUUUCUUCGACGAGUUCGACCACGCCAAGGCUAUGCUGAGUCUAGAGAGCAGGAGGAAGAAAGAGAGACUCCCUCUUCACUUCCUCAAGAGCCUCAGGCCUUUCUUCCCUUUCUAUAGCAAAUAUUGAUUAAGGAGAGUUUUGUACAUAUAUUUCAUUAAUAUUUUAAUGACGAGUUGCAGUAGAUUGUAGGUUUUUUUAAUCAUUUUUACUCAGGCUAGGAUACGUGACCAAUCUGAACUUAUUUGCAAGAGCUCUCUUAUGUUACAGAUCAUGAAAAAUAAAGACGUAUUUUUUUG
Molecule: messenger RNA, 815 nt
Organism: Macrobrachium nipponense
Lineage: Eukaryota; Metazoa; Arthropoda; Malacostraca; Decapoda; Palaemonidae
Exons: 2
Source: RefSeq, a predicted model, not a curated record